This is a messenger RNA of Anopheles arabiensis, 2231 nucleotides long. RefSeq names its product chitooligosaccharidolytic beta-N-acetylglucosaminidase (gene Hexo1). Lineage: Eukaryota; Metazoa; Arthropoda; Insecta; Diptera; Culicidae. Gene Ontology annotation, cellular component: membrane. Gene Ontology annotation, molecular function: beta-N-acetylhexosaminidase activity. The record is from RefSeq and is a predicted model, not a curated record. Gene Ontology annotation, biological process: ganglioside catabolic process; carbohydrate metabolic process; glycosaminoglycan metabolic process.
CGAGCACUUCAGACAAAAGCCUGACAGUGUUGAACAGCUAUCACUGAUUGUUGUUGCCUUGCGUUGUCACUCCUGUUUGUGAUAUGAAUUUUACACAGAAAUGCUUUUUGAUGGGUUCACUCCUAAUGGCGGUCGCCAUCAUUGUGGCCGUUGGUAUCGCAUUGCCGAAAGCAGACAAGUCAAGAAAGAGCGAAGCCGUAUGGGGCUACCAGUGCAAGAACGAUCGCUGCGUCAAAACGGCCAUCUCGGAGGAAUCAUACCCGGCGGCGAACGCCAUCAGCCUGCCAGCAUGUCGGCUGUUCUGCGGCGAAGGGGCGGGCCUCCUCUGGCCACAGCCAACCGGGCAGCUGGCGGUGGAGAACGAGCUCGCCCACAUCGACCCCGACCAGGUGUGGUUCCAGUGGGACGAAAAGCUGACCCAGCUCGUCGGUCUGUGGGAAGCGAACAGGGACCGCUUCCGCAGCCAGCUGAAAAAGCGUGCCCAGGGCCCGGCGCUCAAACCCGGCGGCAAGGCGGUGCGCAUCAAGCUGAACGUUACGGAUGACUCGCUCGCGCUAAACUACGAAACCGACGAAACUUACUCCCUAACCGUGGGGGCCGGCUCUAGCAAGGACGAGCUGCAGGCAACGAUCGAGGCGAAAACGUUCUUCGGUGCCCGGCACGUGGAAACGCUGUCCCAGCUGGUACUGUACGACGACAUCCGGAACGAGCUGCAGAUGGUAGCCCGGGCCCGGGUGUCCGAUGCACCGGCCUUCCCGCACCGUGGCCUCGCCCUGGACACGUCGCGCAACUUCAUCGAUCUCGAGUCGCUGCGCCGCACGCUCGACGGCAUGGCGAUGGUGAAGCUGAACGUGUUCCACUGGCACAUCACGGACUCGCAGAGCUUCCCGCUAGUGGUCAAAUCGCGCCCCACCCUGCACACCUACGGGGCGUACAGCCGGCGGGACGUGUACACGGCGGACGACGUCCAGCGGCUGGUGCAGUACGCGCUCGAGCGCGGCAUCCGCAUCGUGCCCGAGCUGGAUGCACCGGCCCACGUCGGCGAGGGCUGGGAGAAGCUGGGCGUGACGGCCUGCUUUAACUACCAGCCGUGGGAGAACUACUGCGUGGAGCCACCGUGCGGCCAGCUCGAUCCGACCAAGGACGCGGUGUACGACAUCCUGGAGGAUGUGUACCGGGAGAUGAACGCCAUGUUUAACCGGUCGGACCUGUUCCACAUGGGCGGGGACGAGGUGUCGGUGCGGUGCUGGAACGCAACCGGCAGCAUCCAGCGCUGGAUGGGCGAGCAGGAAUGGGGCCUGCAGGAGGGCGACUUCAUGAAGCUGUGGAACUACUUCCAAACCGAGGCACUACGCCGGCUGGACAAAACGCUCCCGGUGGCGGAGGGUGGUAAGCCGCGCCCGAUCGUGAUGUGGACGAGCAAGCUGACCGAGUCGCCCUACCUCGAGCAGUACCUGGACAAGGACCGGUACAUCGUGCAGGUGUGGACGACGGGCAACGACAGCAAGGUGGCCAAUCUGCUGCAGAAGGGCUACCGGUUGAUCAUGUCCAACUACGACGCGCUCUACCUGGACUGUGGCUUUGCCGGCUGGGUGACGGACGGUAGCAACUGGUGCGCACCGUACAUCGGCUGGCAGAAGGUGUACAACAACGAUCUGAUGGCGAUCGGUGGCCCGUACGCGCAGCAGAUACUGGGCGGCGAGGCCGCCCUCUGGACGGAGCAGUCCGACACGCACACGCUGGACAACCGUCUGUGGCCCCGGCUGAGCGCGCACGCCGAGCGGCUGUGGAGCAAUCCGCGGGCCGGCUGGCAGAUGGCCGAGGCGCGCAUGCUCCUUCACCGCGAGCGGCUUAUCGAGGAGGGCAUUGCGGCCAACAGCAUUCAACCGAAAUGGUGCCUACAGAACGAAGCCAACUGUCCGAUCGGGGGCGAUGGUGGGCGUUCGUAAAAAGAUGAUGGAAACAAAACAAAACAAAACCGCAAAAGUAGAAACAUUAAGCUCGGGGUGUACAUUGAGGUGGCAGAUUUGGUUCUUCCCCCUGUUGUUUUGUUUGCCCUCCAUGACACCAUAAAAUUCCAAAUUCAUUCUGCUUCCCAAUUGGCUUCCGGUCGUUUGCUAACGUUACUUUCGUUGAAGUUUGAAAUUGUUAAAAAGAAGAGUGAAAAAUCCGACAGAAGCGAACAAAUUUGAGUAUAUAUAUAAAUAAAUGAUACUUGUUUAUUGUGUUUA